GUUACUGUCGUAUGUUAAGACACCUCUUGACCACCACUGCAGACAAACCCGCAAUUAUCUCAAAGCCAUGACUCUUGUGGAGCCAAAUGUGGCCAAUAGUCCAGUGAUUAGUGAGAGCUUUGAUAACAUAAUAAAGGCUUUCGGAGACAAAAGACAAUACAAGGCAUUGGUCUUAAGCAAUGGUCUCAAAGUGAUUGUCAUCAGUGAUGUGGAGACAGACAAGUCAGCGGCGGCUCUGGACGUGAAUAUUGGGUCCAUGAGUGACCCGCGAUCCGUGCAAGGGUUGGCCCACUUCUUGGAGCACAUGCUCUUCUUGGGCACUGAGAAGUAUCCCGAAGAGAAUGAUUACAGUAAAUACAUCUCGAGGAAUGGCGGCCAAUCCAAUGCCUUUACGAGUGGUUCGCACACCAACUUCUACUUCGAUGUCUCGCCUCAGUUCCUCUGCGGCGCUCUCGACAGAUUCGCGCAGUUCUUCGUGAGGCCUCUGUUCACAGAGACUGCCACCGAUCGGGAGAUGAAAGCCGUUCACUCAGAGCACGAGCGCAACAUCGAUGACGACGGCUGGAGACUAUCACAGCUCGAGAAGACAUUAUCGGAUCCCAACCACGACUUCAACAAAUUCGGAACCGGAAAUAUGGAAACUCUGAAAGAAAGUCCUCUUUUGAAAGGAAUAGAUGUUCGACAAGAGUUGUUGUCUUUUCACAAUCGCUGGUAUUCGGCAAACAUUAUGUCUUUAGUAGUCUUAGGCAAAGAAUCCAUCGAAGAAUUGGUAGAAAUGAUAAUUCCAUUGUUCUCUCAAAUCAAGAAUAACGAUACAAUAGUUCCCAAAUGGGAUUCCCAUCCAUUCACUGAUGAAUAUCUACAGAAACAAUGCUUUAUUGUUCCGAUUCGUGAUUCUCGCAGUUUAGGCCUAACCUUUCCCAUCCCUGAUUUGGUGCCUCACUAUAAGUCACAACCAGGUCAUUAUGUGGCACAUCUCAUCGGACAUGAAGGGCCGGGAAGUCUACUUUCAGAACUCAAAUCUCGCGGUUGGUGUACAGUAUUGAAUGGUUACGACAGAAGAGGCGCCAAAGGGUUUGGUUUCUUCAAUGUUAGCGUCGAUUUGACUGAAGAGGGAAUUGAACGCAUCGAUGAUAUAAUUACUUUGGUUUUCCAAUACAUUAAUUUACUCAAAAAAGAAGAUCCCAAACAAUGGAUAUAUGAAGAGGAGAAGAGAAUCAAAGAAAUUAAGUUCCAAUUCAAAGACAAAGAGCGUCCCAUGAGUUAUGUCCGAGAUUUGGCUACAGUUGUUCACGAUUAUCCAUUAACGGAAUCAUUGAGUGCCGGCUAUUUGUUAGAAGAAUUCAGACCCGAUUUAAUAACUGAUGUCAUCAAUCACUUGCGAGUGGAUCAGAUGCGAGUGGCAAUUGUGGGCAAAAAGUUUGACACAAUGGCCAAUAUGACAGAGAAGUGGUACGGAACCAAAUACUCGAUUCAGAAUAUCCCUCAAGAAAAGCUACAGUUGUGGCAAAAUUGUGGAUUAAGUGAUAACUUGACACUUCCACCCGUCAAUGAUUUCAUACCUUCCAAUCUAAACCUCAAAACUCGUGACGAAAACAUUGAAACAAACCCUCAAAUAAUCCGAAACACAGAGUUUUCUCGGCUUUGGUACCUACAGGACAGCAAAUACUUGACGCCUAAAGUCCCUGUAGCAUACAUGAGCCCUGAAAUGGCCAACGCCACAUACCUAUUCACUCGACUGUUUCGCGACAGUAUUAAUGAAUAUUCAUAUUCAGCUGAAUUGGCCGGACUUUUCUACAGCUUUUCGAGUACUAACAGUGGAUUAAUUCUAGAGUUGGGCGGAUAUAACGACAAAUUGAAUAUAUUAUUGACUAAAAUCCUCAACAAAAUAAUAGAUUUCAAAAUAGAUGCUAAAAGAUUUGAAGUGUUCAAAGAAAUCUAUAUCCGUGGCCUUAAGAACUACCCGACCCGACCCAUGCAUGAACUGCUCCGGUACUACACAUCGCUCAUCACAUCUGAGAGAUACUGGUCUUACGAGGAGUUGUUGCAAACGGCACACGAAUUGACUGUUGAGAAGGUCUCGCAGUUCAUUCCGCAACUGUUGUCUCGUUUCCAUAUCGAGGCCUUAAUUCACGGAAACAUUGAGAGGAGUGAAGCGCUUGAAGUUUGCGAUUUGGUUGAGAACCAGUUCAGGAAACAUCUCAAUACAAGACCUAUUCCUCUGUCCCAACACUUCCGCAACAGAGAAAUACAACUGACAGACGGCUCUAACUUUAGUUACUCGACAACAAAUGCUAUCCAUCAGACCAAAGCCAUUCAGGUGUACCUUCAGAUUGGAGUUCAGGAAACCGUCUCGAAUGUGACAUUAGAGUUGAUAAACCAACUCUUAAACGAACCAUUUUAUAACACACUGCGAACUCAGGAACAGUUGGGAUAUUUGACAUUCUCAUCGCUGAGACGCACCAAUGGGGUGCAGGGCAUGACUUUUAUAGUUCAGUCAGAUUUGAGCCCUUCUUAUCUGAACCAACGAAUCGAAGCGUUCAUCUCUUGGGCUGAAAAUUACAUCAAAGACAUGAGUGACGAUGAUUUCGAGUCCGAAAAGCAGUCGUUGAUAACACAUAAACUCGAAAAACCCAAACAAUUGAUUGGGUACUCGAAAAGGCUUUGGAGUGAAAUCGAUUCAAAGCAGUAUAACUUCAAUAGGGAUGAGAUUGAAGUGGAUGUCAUCAGAACGUUGAAAAAAGAUGACAUCACAGCCUUCUUUAAGGCACUGAACACUCAAUUAUUACUCAAUUGUUUAAACAUCUGUUUCACGACUCCCCCAAUCGUAAGAAACUAUCGGUCAGUAUAAUGAACACGAAUGCCGGCAAUGAAGUGGACGUCAAAGAAGAUUCUUCUAAUGUAAAGGAAGGCCUCUUCCCGGCCCCCACACUAAAGGAACCGAUAAAAAUAGAAAAUAUGACACUCUUUAGGAACGGCUUAGCGUUAUACUCACUGCCACAACCGGUCAUCGAUGUCUACCAAAUAGAAAAGUCUAAACUUUAAACACAUUUUUUAAUACCGUA
Molecule: messenger RNA, 3065 nt
Organism: Oppiella nova
Lineage: Eukaryota; Metazoa; Arthropoda; Arachnida; Sarcoptiformes; Oppiidae
Source: the annotation of a GenBank genome assembly